AUGGUGCUGAGCUUGAGAAAGAUUGAAGAACCAACCGUCUGCUUCUCUUUGAUCAUCUUCUUGUUUCACUCUCAACAUCUCUUCACUAUUCCAGUCACUUCCUUCGCUCCUGCAGAGAGGUUUUCCAUUAACUGUGGCUCCCCAUCAGCCGGACCUCAAUCGCUCAGGUUUCUCCUCCCGGAGCAAGUUCCUUAUGCCACGGCUCGCCUGUCUCGUUCUGAAUUCACCUACUCCUUUGAGGUCCCCGAAGGCCAAAAGUUUGUUCGCCUCUUCUUUUACCCAGCUGCAUAUGACAAUUUUGAUCGUUCCAAUGCUCUCUUCUCCGUUAAAGCAGGCGACCACACCCUUCUCAAGGACUUCAACGCUUCACUCACUGCUGAUAACGACGAUGAUCCUGAGCAAAAAGUGUUCAGAGAGUACUGUGUUAACGUGGAACCUGGUCACAGGCUGAACAUCACGUUCACUCCAAGUAGCACCAACCAUCCAGACGCCUACGCGUUUAUUAAUGGGAUUGAGGUUGUGGCCAUACCGACCAAUCUUUAUUACAAAAAAGCUGGUGACCCAGCGUUGCAGCUGGUUAAUGACGAGAAUAAUCGGAUUCGAGUUGAUAACAACACUGCUCUGGAGAUGGUGUACAGAAUCAAUGUUGGAAAGGAUGAGAUUCCAGCUGAGCAAGACACUACUGGUUUGCUUCGAGACUGGCAUGGCGUAACUGGCUAUGGCUAUGCGGUGAUGCAAACCUUGCAAGAUCUAGAAGAUAAUGAUUUUGAUGCAAAGCUGAUAUACCCAAAUGAUCUUCUGAAAGACGCAGCACCUGAGGAUGUCUAUUUAACUGCAGAGACCUCUAAAGAUACAAUGACUUGGGAGUUUAAAGUGGACUCCAUGUUUGCUUAUAUGAUCAGACUGCACUUCUGUGAGUUGGACCAGAGAGUCCAGAAGGGAGAAAGAGUUUUUCAGAUACUCAUAGCUGACACUGUGGCUGAGCCUCAGAUCGAUGUGCUUGGCACUCCCAAAAAGCAAGUACGGUGUCCUAUUGAAUGGAAUUGA
Neltuma alba is the source of this 1047-nucleotide messenger RNA. Its product is annotated as receptor-like protein kinase FERONIA. The transcript is spliced from 3 exons. NCBI's taxonomy places the organism in Eukaryota, Viridiplantae, Streptophyta, Magnoliopsida, Fabales, Fabaceae. Gene Ontology annotation, biological process: protein phosphorylation. The coding region runs from base 1 to 1047 and encodes 348 amino acids. Gene Ontology annotation, molecular function: transmembrane receptor protein tyrosine kinase activity. The record is from RefSeq and is a predicted model, not a curated record.